Molecule: messenger RNA, 969 nt
Organism: Danaus chrysippus (African queen)
Lineage: Eukaryota; Metazoa; Arthropoda; Insecta; Lepidoptera; Nymphalidae
Source: the annotation of a GenBank genome assembly
CUGUACGCGGAGCCGUACGAGCGUCCCCCGGCCCCGGCCCGGCGCUCCACGGCCCUGCGCCGCCUGCUGCCCCGCCGCCGGCCCCGCUCGCUCCACUCCGCGCGGUCCGUCCGUGUGUCCCGGGUGUACUCGCUGCUGCCCGGCGCGCGGCCCGGCUGCCUGUCCACGGUGGUGUACAGUGACCGUUACUUCCUAUACGGUCUGUCGCUCCACACAUGUCCGCCCCACUCCUCGGUCCCUGUUCACUACACUCCUCUGCCCCGUGUCUCGUGUGAGCCGGUCCCGGGCGGCGGUGUGUUGGUCGGUGCGGGCGUGUCCGUUCCUCGUGUGAAGGUCCGUUACGGGUCUAUUCGUCGUGGUCGUAGGGACGUCCCUCGUGUGUUCGGUCCUCCCCUCCCCCUCCACAGCCUGUACCCCCCCCCCCCCCCCCUCCCUCUUUCCUACCGUCAGCCGGUCGAGGUGUCACCGUCCCCGGGUCUGGUGUCUCCUGCUCGUCCUCGUUGUGAGUCUCCGUCCCCCCACUUAUCCGUCUCCGAGCCGCCUCCCCGGCCCGAGUUCGCUCGUCCCGACAACUCAUCUUCUCGCCCACCCAGCACCCUAUCACUUAUCUACAGCAGCACGGCGCCCUACGCGGUGUACGAGCCCUAUGGUUCGUCCCGAGGCGCAGUUCUCCGUCGUAAGGUCCUCAACACGGAGCGCUAUACAACGAUCAAACACCCGACGCUCACACAGAAACGAACCGUUCGAGCUCUACUGAUCAUGUACCUGCUAUGUAUCGUGUUGUUUGCGGCCUCGGUGUAUGCCAGGCCUAGCCCUGACAGCGCCGGCCAUGUUCCCUUGCCCGGCCCUGGACUGUCUUAUGGCGGUAUCCCCUACGGCAGUGUUAGCGGAAAUGUAGCCGAAUACUUCAGACACGGUCCAUCUGUCGGCCAUGUCGGGAACUUCCACGGAGUAAACCAAUACUUAUAA